AUGUCCGCGGUGGCCAAAGGAGUGUCUAGCUAUUGCCCAGAGAGGGGUGUUUCUUUGGCUGUUUCCAAUGACCUGCCGCACCAGCGAUAUCUCCUGAACGUGACCGUGGGUACGCCACCGCAGCCCUUCUCCCUCAUCAUAGACACAGCAAGCGCCGAUUUCUUGCUACCCUUGCCGAACUCGACAGGCUGCGCCCCAGAAGCAUGUCCGCCGGGCUCAUACGACCCUGCCGAUUCUCAGAGCUCGAGAGCUUUGGGUACACCAUAUAACGCCAUCUUCGGCGUGGUGCCAUCGCCAGAAACUACGGCCGAGGGCGCAUAUUUCAGCGACUCCGUUGAGGUCGGAGGGCUUUCCAUUCCGAACAUGACCGUUGCCACAGCUAAUUUCCCGCCCGCUCUGUUCGACGCGGGAAUCUGGGGCAUCAUCGGGCUCGGGUCGCCAUUCCAGGAAUCCCUAUACAACUACCCGAAAAGCCCGGUCUUUGGGAAGGCCAGCGGCUUGGUCCCCACGCUCUGGGAGCAGCUGUAUCUGGAGGGAUACAGCCCCCGGCGGCUCUUCAGUGUUUGGCUCAACCAGCAGUCCGCAGCGGCGGGUACGAUUGAGUUUGGCGGGAUCGAUGACACCAAGUAUUAUGGAGACCUGAAGAGUGUCCCACUGAACCUGAACCCGCAAGGCAAUUGGACAUCGUGGAAUAUCAGCUUGACAUCCGUCGCGUACUCGGACGGUGAAGGUCGUGGCGAGAGCUGGACGGAAGAGGGCUGGAGUGCCAGCGUGAUCUUGGACACCGCGGCUCCAAACAUGUACCUGCCGAGCUUCUUAUACGAGAGCGUUGCGAAGAUAACAGGAGCCCAACCACGCGGGGAAUUCUCCUACGUUCCGUGCACGGUGAGAAAUUCCAGUGAGACACUAAGACUCGGCUUUGGGGAGGGGAGCUCGGGACCGCAGAUCUCGGUGCCGUUCGGGGAGAUUGUAUACCCCUUCGGUCUGCCCGCGAAUAUUGGCGAGGUCCGGGACGACUUCGGGGCAGAACUGUGCUAUCUAGGGGUGAACGCUUCGGCGAACAGCGAGAUACUCUUGCUUGGGGCUACCUUCAUCAGAAGCGCAUAUGUGGUUUUUGACAUUGAAGGGUUGCAGGUUCAGAUGGCGCAGGCAAAGUACGAUUAA
Molecule: messenger RNA, 1164 nt
Organism: Neoarthrinium moseri
Lineage: Eukaryota; Fungi; Ascomycota; Sordariomycetes; Amphisphaeriales; Apiosporaceae
Exons: 3
Coding region: 1-1164 (387 amino acids)
Biological process (GO): proteolysis
Cellular component (GO): fungal-type vacuole
Molecular function (GO): aspartic-type endopeptidase activity
Source: RefSeq, a predicted model, not a curated record